Molecule: messenger RNA, 2240 nt
Organism: Terrapene triunguis (Three-toed box turtle)
Lineage: Eukaryota; Metazoa; Chordata; Testudines; Emydidae
Product: glucose-fructose oxidoreductase domain-containing protein 2
Exons: 2
Coding region: 1-1158 (385 amino acids)
Biological process (GO): extracellular matrix organization
Cellular component (GO): extracellular matrix
Molecular function (GO): nucleotide binding
Source: RefSeq, a predicted model, not a curated record
AUGAAAAUGCUGCCUGGAGUGGGCGUUUUUGGGACUGGCAGCACUGCCCGGGUACUGGUACCUUUGUUGAGAGCAGAGGGUUUCUCUAUCGAAGCACUUUGGGGGAAGACUGAAGAGGAAGCAAAGCAGCUAGCAGAGGAAAUGAACAUUGAGUUCUACACAAGUCGGACUGAUGAUGUCUUGCUGCACCAGGAUGUAGAUUUGGUUUGCAUCAACAUCCCUCCACCGCUAACCCGGCAAAUUGCUGUGAAAGCUCUAGGUAUUGGGAAGAAUGUAAUCUGUGAGAAAUCUGCUACCUCUGUGGAUGCCUUCAGAAUGGUUACAGCUGCCAGAUAUUACCCCAAGCUGAUGAGCAUUGUUGGUAAUGUCCUCCGUUUCCUGCCUGCCUUUGUCAAAAUGAAGCAGUUAAUAGAAGAACACUACAUAGGCAAUGUGAUGAUCUGUGAUGUGCGAGUGUACUGGGGAAGCCUGCUCAACCACAAGUACAACUGGAUCUGUGAUGAACUAAUGGGAGGAGGUGGACUGCACACAAUGGGCACCUAUAUUAUAGACCUCUUAACUCAUCUAACCAGCAGGAAGGCAGAGAAGGUCCAUGGCUUGCUUAAGACUUUUGUGAAGCAGAACGCAGCUAUCAGUGGAAUCCGUCAUGUCACUAGUGAUGACUUCUGCUUUUUUCAGAUGCUUAUGACUGGAGGUGUCUGUAGCACUGUGACUCUCAACUUUAACAUGCCUGGAUCAUUUGUUCACGAAGUCAUGAUUGUUGGGUCCACAGGUCGCCUUAUAGCUCGUGGGACAGAUUUGUAUGGGCAGAAGAAUACAGCAUUCCAAGAGGAACUACUGCUUACAGAUUCUCUGACCAUCAACACAGGCCUUCUGGACAAGGGGUUUAAAGACAUCCCCUUGCUGUACCUGAAAGGAAUGGUGUACAUGGUGCAAGCAUUGAGACUGUCUUUCCAAGACCAGGAAGACCGUCGGACAUGGGAUCACAAACCAGUCUCCAUGGCAGCCUCUUUUGAAGAUGGCCUCUAUAUGCAAAGUGUAGUAGAUGCCAUUAAAAAAUCCAGCAGGUCUGGGGAGUGGGAAGCUGUGGAAGUGAUGACUGAGGAACCAGAUGCCAAUCAAAACCUUUGUGAGGCACUUCAGAGAAAUAACCUAUAAAAUAUAAACAUUCCUGGUGUCCACUAUGGAAAAUGAGAACAGUUGAAGAUGUCCAGAUGUAGCUAUAGAAGUUUCUCAGUUUUUAGGACAUGUAGGUUCUUAUUUAAUACUUUUGGUUUUUCAUACUUGUGGGUAAAACAUGUCAUGGUCUGAUGAAACUGUUCCUCCCUGGGCAGAUUAUUUUGUUUUUAAACUCGUUUAGAGAGUUUUAAGUGUUUUUGGGUUUUGAUGGGGUUUUUAGUUUGUUUUUUAAAGCUGAAUUUCUGUUUUGGAGAUUGUUAGGAAAACUUGAAUUGCCCUUUGCACUUGCAGUAGCUAAAAUGAAGUGAGGGAUCUUUUGUUGUUGGAUUGUUGGGAGACAGGACACAGUCCCUCUUGCACAUAGUUCAGUUAUUUUUUACAAUUUUAAUCUGAGAGCAAGUAGAGCAAGAUCAGGGAGUAUGUACUGUUCUUGCUCUCACUAAUAGGACUUUCACUGACUUUUUUUUAAGUUUAUUCUUCAGCUUGUAAAACUUUAAUAAAGAAAAGUGUAAUGACAUGGCAAAUCUCUAAACUCGAGUAUUCAGAAGAGGAGAAGGGACAGAGCAAAGUCUGUAAGAUACAGAUCAGGCUUAGUGUUCUGCACACAGUGAGUGUGCUGAAUGUUUCAAAUGAAUUUAAAUUGGGAUCUAAUUACCCCACGGAUUCUCCAUUGACAUUAUUGAUAAAGUCUCUGCAGCGAUCAUUAGACGAGUUGGAACACUAUGAUUAUUUCAGCUGCUGUUCCAUCUGUGUGACUGUUGUUCCUCCAUAGCAAAUACUUAGGAGACUAAUACCUCACGUCAACUUUUUUCCGCAACUUCCCUCCCCCAGACCAAUUGUGAAUUUGUGUUCACUGCCUUGGCAGCAUGUAUGCCAAAUCUACAUCAGUGUUUCCAGUCCUAUGUGAUGUAGUAAAGCCCCCAGUAGCUUACUAGGUGGUGCAUCUGGAUUCCUUAAUAUGCUAUCUAUUUGAUAAUGAGACCGGAAAACAUUAAACCUUCUAGGAACUUGAACUUGGAUGAAAAAGUAGGAAAUAUGCCAUUACUAUACUCUUCUGUGCC